Eremomyces bilateralis CBS 781.70 is the source of this 3452-nucleotide messenger RNA. RefSeq lists its product as uncharacterized. The coding region runs from base 192 to 3215 and encodes 1007 amino acids. Gene Ontology annotation, biological process: regulation of DNA-templated transcription. The record is from RefSeq and is a predicted model, not a curated record. Gene Ontology annotation, cellular component: RSF complex. Lineage: Eukaryota; Fungi; Ascomycota; Dothideomycetes; Eremomycetales; Eremomycetaceae. The transcript has 5 exons.
CUUCGAUAAUCUCACCUGUUUCUCCAUUAUCCUACAUCCAACAUCACCAUAUCUUCCUUCCGCUUUUCUUUUCUACGUGCAAAAUCCACUUACUGUCCCAUCCUUACCCUGAUACUUGCCCUGCCGCUAUCCUUCACCUAUCGUACACGCGUUCGACUGUCAUCAGUUGCGUUCCAUCACCCACUUCCACCAUGGGGUCGAGGAAGCGUGGAAGGGAGGAGAUGGAGGCGGAAGAGCCCCCCAAACUUCCAAGUACUCUAGUCCGACUACGCAACACCUGGGAGUUUGCAUCCCUUAUGCAGUAUCUCUUCACCUUUGGCAGAGCUGUCAAGGUUGUGGACACCGACAUCGAGGAUUUCGAAGAGAAAUGUCUAGCACCUGAUCGAUCUUCCAAGCUAGGUGAAAUCGGCCUGGCCCUUCUCAAAAAUGUUUCAUCCCACAAAGGACUGACCCCCGAGAUUUUUGACGAAUAUACUCGCCGCCAGUACCUUGCUAAGGCACCCGAGAGGAACCCCUUUGGUGACGAGGAAGAACCCAAUAGCUUCGCAGCUUUCGACCUGUUUCAACAGCUUCGCAUUCUCCAUCAACUGUCGGUAUGGACCUUUGUCAACCCAGACCGGAUAAGGGAGAAAAUGAAUGAACGAGAUGCGGAUCAAGCAAGCUGGCGUAUUGACCCUUUUGGAUGGGAUGCGGAUGAUAGAAUCUACUUCCUGCUCGACGAUGAUCGUUUUUACCGCCGUACCGACCCAGCUCUUCCCGACCCUGCCCCAAAGAAGAAGUCUACCAAGAAGCCGAAAUCUAAAUCUAGAGCAUCCCGAGCGAGCAAACGACUCCGGUUCUCCGAAGAUCAUGCCGAGGACGAUGAUGAAGAGGACGCCGUCGCAAACGUCGAAACUUCUGAGCAAGCGACGGUUGAGGAAAACACAUUGGGGGGCAUGAAGUGGGAAUGCAUAGCCAUCACGCUUGACGAAUAUUAUGGGAUCAUCGAAUCGUUCAAAAAGUCCAAGGACCCUAACGAGAAGGAUCUCUACAAGCGAUUGACGGAUUCUGUGCUUCCUAUCAUUGAGAAACGAGAAGAGGAGCGCCAAAGAAAGGAGGAGAAGCGCAUCAAGGACCUAGAAAUCAUGGAGAAGUUGGCCAUGGCGAAACGGUCUAGCCGCCUUGCUGGCAAGAAAGAGAAACUCAAGGAGGCGGAAGCUGCUGCUGAGGAGGAGAGAAAACGAAGGGUGGAGUUGGAUCUUGUUCGAAAGGAGCAGGAGAAGCAGCGCAAGAUGGAGGCCGAGCGACAUAAUCGCAUGAUGACACGCGAACAGCGCCUCAAAGAACGAGAGGUCAAACGCAUUCUUCACGAACAAGAACUCCGUAGAUUAGAAGAGGACAGCAAGCGAUUGGAGCAAGAAGAGUCACGCAUAUCGGAACGCCACCUCAAAGCGGAAAUGGAACGCCGCCAGAAAGAGCUAGAGAGUCUACAGGAAGACGAAUGGAUCUUCGACUGUUCCGUAUGCGGCAAGCAUGGGGAGAACUACGACGAUGGGGAGCAUAGCAUCGAGUGCGAGACCUGCAAGGUGUGGCAACACAGCGCUUGUCAUGGUAUCAACAAAGAACAGGCGGAGAAUGAGAACUUCCACUUCUAUUGCAAAGACUGCAAGAAGAGAGAGGAGGAGGCGAAGAAGCCACAGCCUCUCAAAGUUAAGAUGGGACCAUCUCCGAAGUCUACCAAGGCCCAAAAGGCGGCGGCUAGUCCACAUGGGCUCACAAAGGACGGGAGGCCCAAGAAAAAGCCUGGACGACCUCGAAAGAAUCCGCUCCCUGAGGGGGCUCCAAAUGGCACAUCUCCUGCUGCCAAUGGUGUUCCAAGUGGAUCUCCGUCAGCCGCGCCCAAGCCUAUGGUUGUGGUCGAUGUCAACGGCCUGUUCAACCAACCCCGUCCAGUCACACAUCAAUCCGGGCCCGUGCCAUAUCAAUCUCCCGCCUUCUCCCAGACAUUCGGCGCACCGAUGCGUCCAGCCUACUUUGGGCCACCGCAAGGCUACAGCGUUGGUGGAGCCACUGCUCAAAAGAACGAGACACCGCGACCGAUGCAACCAGCACAAUCGGUACAACCGCAUGGAUAUUCCAAUGGCCAUCCCUCCUAUACCCCUUAUCCUGCCACGGACCAGUCAAGCCCACGGGCCGUACCGAUGACGAGUACCGAUCUACCCCGUCCCCCAAGUGCGCAUAGCCCGUAUCCACCGCCCCAGCAGCCUCCUCAGAAACACAUGCCCCCGCAAACCCCAUCCCAAGCGAACGGCUUCCAUCCGAAGAGCAGCCCCGCGCCAGUCUUCCCCUCCGAAGGCUCGCUACAGUUUCCCCGCCCCGAAGGCCCCACCGCAAACCCUGUUCCCAUCAAACAUGCGUCUCCGAGUCUUCCGCCGCUCCAUCCGCACCAUUCUCCGAGUUUAUCCCAACCGGCACCGCACUUCUACGGACCGCCCCGCGGGUCGUCCCACUCUCCUCAGCAGUCGAUGCCGAUAUCUCCAGUGAAACGGUCGCCCCACGGGCCGUCCCACUCUCCUCGGCACCCGCGGCCUAUGUCUCCGGUUAACUGGUCGCCCCGCCCACAUCAGCAGCCGAUGCCUGUGUCUCCGAUUAAACGGUCGUCGCAAUUCCGACCCUCGAGCACACCGGAGCCGCGACCAGUGGAUCCGAAUCAAGGUCAUGGUGCAUACUCUCCAGUGGAGCCGAGGCAAGGUGCAUAUUCUCCGACUGCGUCCGCGAUGCACACAUCCCCGUUGCUUCCUCCAGCAGCCGGAGGCAUGUCACCUAGGAAGCGGCCCAGUCCUCCCCACUCCUUCGGAAGUCCGCCUCCAGGCUCGCUCCACAAUCCUACCGGCCAAGCUCCCGGGAUCGCUCCAUUCACUGCGCUGAACGGUGCCUCUUGGAACCACUCCAAUCGACUUACUUCUGCAGGCGCCACGGCGAUGAAUGUGAGCGAUGGUAGCAAAGGCGGACUACCUGGCAUCCUAAGCUCGAGCCCGAGGGGUUACAGUCCGAUCAAGCACAUGCCUGGUACGCAGCCAGAUGGGAACCUAGAGGCGCUCCCUGAAGCUGCGCAUGAUCAUAUUUCAGGACUAGGAAGUCCGAUCAAAAUGAAUACGAACCCGCUGCCCGUUGGCGAGCAGAGCGGCUCGUCCUUUGAGAGCAAGAUGGAUGUUGACGAACCACGCGACGCUUAGUUUACGUCAUGUGUUUGGGCUUUAGGGAGGUUCGGAGACGAAUAUUUGUACGAUACCAUGGCCAGGGAAGUUGGUUAGAAAAGCAUUGAGAAGGGUAUUGCACUCAACCAUAGCGUUCUUGGGUCUCCCCUUAGACAUAUCACUGCACGACUGGCUUGGCCAGCUCGAAAAGACCGGGCUGCGGUCAACUUUGCAAUACCAUAUACACGAUUAGAAUCACGCUCUUCAUUCCAGUGC